GGGUCGAAACUGAGUGAUUGCGUCGAUGAAUACUUCAUAUCAACGGCGGCAAUGAACAGUUCUUUGGUUGCUGUCCCAACACGAUAGCCCCUUGAGUGCUAUAAAUUCAGCCCCAGAUUACAGCUGCAUAUGCUACACGCAUUGUUAGUUUGCAUGCAAGCUUGAUCGAUCAGCUUCAGAGUUUGGAUCACCAAGAAGUUCAGAAUCCUCCCAAUUCGUUCUUCAUUUGCAGCAGUAAUUCAUUAUUCAUCCACCAACAUGUCUGCUAAUCCCAACCAGUCGUUCGACGAUUUCAACAAGCAAGCCUCCAGCAAUUUCAACUCCUUCCUAGCCAUCGUCGUCGUGCUUUCAGUGGUGAGCAUUGCUGGAUCAGUCGCCAUUGUUUACCUCGUGUACAGAUGUGUCAAGAAGAAUGGCCUCCCGGCCGUCAACAUCAACACCAACCCGACGGCGGCGGCGGCGAUGUACGCCGUGGUGCCCGACUCCCAGAUACGCGACGCCACCGUCGAGAGGUUUCUCAAAGAGAUCGCCGGCGAGAAGCCCAUCCGGUUCACGGCGCAGCAGCUGGCCGGAUUCACGAACAACUACUCGGCCCGGCUCGGCGCCGGCGGCUUCGGCACCGUGUACAAGGGCAUGCUCCCGAACGGCCUCACGGUCGCCGUGAAGCGCCUCCACGUCGGCGGCCAUGGCGACGGGUGGUCGACGUCGCAGGAGCAGUUCAUGGCGGAGGUGGGCAGCGUCGGGAGGAUUCACCACAUCAACCUCGUCAGGCUGUUCGGCUUCUGCUUCGACGCCGACGUGCGCGCGCUGGUGUACGAGUACAUGGACAACGGGGCGCUCGACGCCUACCUGUUCGACCGGAGCCGCGCCGUCGCCGUCGCGACGCGGCGCGCCAUCGCCGUCGGUGUCGCGAGGGGGCUCCGCUACCUCCACGAGGAGUGCCAGCACAAGAUCGUGCACUACGACAUCAAGCCCGGCAACGUCCUGCUCGACGGCGGCCUGACGCCCAAGGUGGCCGACUUCGGGCUGGCGCGGCUGGCGAGCCGCGGCGACACGCACGUCUCGGUGUCCGGCAUGCGCGGCACCCCGGGCUACGCCGCGCCGGAGAUGUGGAUGCAGGCGGGCGUGACCGAGAAGUGCGACGUGUACAGCUUCGGCGUGCUCCUGUUCGAGAUUGUCCGCCGGCGGCGGAACCUCGACGACGGCGGCGCGCCGGGGAGCCAGCAGCAGUGGUUCCCGAUGCUGGCGUGGAGCAAGCACGAGGCCGGACACCUCGCCGAGGCCAUCGAGGGCUGCGACGCCAUGGACAAGCAGGAGAGGGAGACGGUGGAGAGGAUGUGCAAGGUGGCGUUCUGGUGCGUGCAGCAGCAGCCGGAGGCGAGGCCGCCGAUGAGCGCCGUGGUGAGGAUGCUGGAAGGGGAGGUGGACAUCGACGCGCCGCCGGUGAACCCGUUCCAGCAUUUGGUCGCGUCGCCGGCGGCUGCGCUUAGGUGGACAAGCACUACAGAUUCAGCUGAAAGUGAUAACUCAUUGAGAUCAGGGUCUCGUCAGUCUGCAGAGGUGAUCAUUCCAAUUGGAUCAUUACAUUGUUAAGAGCAGGUACAAUAGCAGGCUAUAAUUCAGCUAUAAACAUAUUUUAAAUAGAUAAAGGAAGAGUGAGAAGAGCAGUGGGUUACAGAUCUGUAGCCAGCUGCAGCACGAACUCUAAGACGUAAUGUGUGUAUGACAGGUAGGACUGGGUAUUAAUAGUAUAGUAAGCAACUAUUGUAUGAAUUGGCUAUUACAUUAGCUGUAGAUGAUUUGGAGUUAGUAAUUGGCUAUACUAUUAAACUUGCUCUAAUCAAAUACCAUUACGGUGAUAGCACAGAAUGUGACACAUCCUAAUUUUAUAAAUCUGGACAGACGUCUAUCCAAAAUAAAUUAAUCUCAGAUUAAUUAACUUAUUCUGAGGAAGUAGUAUGUGGCAAAAGAUAUGGGUGGAGUUUGGAGCUCGUAGAGUGGAGUGGUCGUUGGUUUGAAGCAAGUUGGAGAGGAGAUGAUGAAUGUUAGGCAUUGCGCAACACCAUAAAGUUGUUUGGAUUGACAUUACCUCUGUAUUAGCGCUUCUCUUAAUUUGGAUGUUUCCUGGAAGUUACAGUUGCACAACUGUUAGUUUUUGUUGA
This is a messenger RNA of Oryza sativa Japonica Group (Japanese rice), 2162 nucleotides long. RefSeq names its product G-type lectin S-receptor-like serine/threonine-protein kinase SD2-5. Lineage: Eukaryota; Viridiplantae; Streptophyta; Magnoliopsida; Poales; Poaceae. The record is from RefSeq and is a predicted model, not a curated record. Gene Ontology annotation, biological process: protein phosphorylation. Gene Ontology annotation, molecular function: ATP binding; protein kinase activity.